Messenger RNA from Pocillopora damicornis (cauliflower coral), 501 nucleotides. Its product is annotated as tyrosine kinase receptor Cad96Ca-like. Gene Ontology annotation, cellular component: plasma membrane; signaling receptor complex. Lineage: Eukaryota; Metazoa; Cnidaria; Anthozoa; Scleractinia; Pocilloporidae. Gene Ontology annotation, biological process: multicellular organism development; positive regulation of kinase activity; cell surface receptor protein tyrosine kinase signaling pathway. Gene Ontology annotation, molecular function: ATP binding; transmembrane receptor protein tyrosine kinase activity. The record is from RefSeq and is a predicted model, not a curated record.
AUCAUUCACCGAGACCUUGCGGCCCGUAAUGUGUUGGUUGGACAAAAGGAAACUUGUAAAGUGACAGACUUUGGAAUGGCCAGAGAUGUGCAGCAGGAAAAUAUUUAUGAACGAAAGACCAAGGGCCGUCUUCCCGUGAAGUGGACAGCUUAUGAGGCCUUGUUGUAUGGUAAAUAUACCACAAAAAGUGACGUAUGGUGUUAUGGAGUUUUGUUGUACGAGAUUUUCACCAUAGGCGGUUCACCUUACCCACGAAUGGAUGGAAGAAAAAUUGUAAACUUACUUCAGGAUGGAUACAGGAUGCCUAAGCCACAACACGUUGAUGAGGAAUUGUAUCAGAUUAUGAUGAAAUGCUGGAAGAAUGACCCAGAUGCAAGACCAACCUUCACUAAAUUGAAAAAUCAGCUUAAGGACAUAGAAACCCAACACAAGGUGAGAAUUUUGAUUAACAUGAAAGUUUCUUUUCACGUGGGACCGACUUGCUUAGGCUCAGCUAAAUAG